Prunus armeniaca (apricot) is the source of this 627-nucleotide messenger RNA. Lineage: Eukaryota; Viridiplantae; Streptophyta; Magnoliopsida; Rosales; Rosaceae. The record is from the annotation of a GenBank genome assembly.
AUGGGAGCUCAAACUUUCACAACCCCAACCUCAAAUUCACACAAUGCUCUCACAUUUCUCCUCCCAAUUCUCCUAUUGAUCUUCAUGCCAAACAUGCACACAGCCUUGGCAACUUCUUCUUCUUCUCAGACCUACAAAACCUACGUCAAAACUGCCUGCAACACAACCACAUACCCACUGAUUUGCUACAAAUCUCUCUCCUCAUACGCCUCCAAAGUCAAAUCCGAUCCUCAUAAGCUUUGUACCUAUGCCCUCUCCGUUACCCUAAAAGCAGCAAAAAACGCCUCUUCCGUAGUUUCAAAGCUUUAUAAAAAUACAGGAUUAACCCCAUCCGAGAAAGGGGUGGUCAAGGAUUGUAUAGACAAUAUUAAGGACUCCAUCGACGAGCUCAAACAGUCAGUGAGUUCCAUGAGCAAUUUGGGGGUUUCGGGUUCCGACGUGCAAUUACAAUUGGAUGAUAUAAAGACUUGGGUGAGCGCCGUCAUCACGGAUGACGCUACUUGCACGGAUGGAUUUGAUGGGGUGAAGGUAAGCACCGCGGUUGAGACCGCCAUCAAGAACAGCAUUGUGAAUGCUGCUAGGUUGGCUAGCAAUGCUCUUUCUCUCAUAGACAGCCUCAUUUACUAG